UUAUUAUUUCUAAAGUAUCUCUCUCUCUCUCUCUCUGCAUAAAUUAAGAUGGGCGAUCAUCAAAUAUUCUUAGCAGACAUGGAAAAUUACAAACAGUCUUUCUCUUUAGCUGAUAUCGAAUCGAGUAGCUAUUCUCCAAUAAAUCCAAUUUAUCAACACUCUUCUUCAAGCCUCAUUUCACUUCCCUUUCACAAUCAAUAUUUACCACAAUCAUUCAACAAUAUUGAUCAUGCACACACCAAGAGGAAAUCAACUACUUCGCCUCAGCUUUCUGAUAAUGGAACAAGCAGCAAAAAUAGUGUAGAGAGAGGGAAGAAAUUGAAACGCGAAGAGACGAAAGAGGGGAAGACAGCGGAAGUUGUUCAUGUUAGAGCUAAGAGAGGCCAAGCAACUCAUAGUCACAGUUUAGCAGAGAGAGUAAGAAGAGAGAAAAUCAAUGAGAGGCUAAGAUGCUUACAAGACAUUGUACCAGGAUGCUACAAAAGCAUGGGAAUGGCAGUGAUGUUGGAUGAGAUCAUAAAUUAUGUGCAGUCCUUGCAAAAUCAAGUAGAGUUUCUUUCCAUGAAGCUCACGGCGGCGAGUGCGUUUCACGACUUCAACUCCGACGAAGAUGCCUUGGAGAUAAUGCAGAGAGCAAAGUUACAUAAUGGAGUCAGCUCUGAACCUCCUUCUGCACAGUUUGCUCCAAUAGGCUUCAACUUUGAAUAUUGCCCUCAAUUUCCGCACAACACAUGAAAAUAUAUUACAAUAAUUGAUUCCCACUUUUUCUUUUCUCAAUUCAAUUUGCACAAAUCAAGUCCAGAUAUGGCAUAAGAAAUGCACAAGCCAACAAGAAAUAUACUCAAUUGUAUCCAUUUCAUACACAUGAUUUAAAGAAUUUUUUUAACUAUCUAUAUACGAUAUGACAUCGCAUUUCAUCAUCA
Salvia miltiorrhiza (redroot sage) is the source of this 923-nucleotide messenger RNA. Its product is annotated as transcription factor BEE 1-like. Lineage: Eukaryota; Viridiplantae; Streptophyta; Magnoliopsida; Lamiales; Lamiaceae. Gene Ontology annotation, cellular component: nucleus. The record is from RefSeq and is a predicted model, not a curated record. Gene Ontology annotation, biological process: regulation of DNA-templated transcription. The transcript has 6 exons. The coding region runs from base 49 to 735 and encodes 228 amino acids. Gene Ontology annotation, molecular function: DNA-binding transcription factor activity; protein dimerization activity.